ACGGGUCCGACGCUGGGAGCCGUCGGAAAAUGGACUCAGUAACCUUUGAGGAUGUGGCUGUGAACUUCACUCCGGAGGAGUGGGCUUUAAUGGAUACUCCACAGAAGAAACUCUACAGAGAUGUGAUGUGGGAAACCUUCAGGAACCUGGCCUCCGUAGGAAAGAAUUGGAAAAACCAUGACAUUGAAGAUCUGUACAGAAACCAGAGGAGAAAACGAACAAGUCCUGUGGUAGAGAGAAUCUGUGAUGGGAAAGUGGGUCGUCAGUUUGAAGACAACUUCAUCCCUAUUUCAGAUCGCAAUCUGAAUGAGAAAUCGCUUGGAGUAAAGCCAUGUAAAUACAGUGUGUGUGGGAAAUCCUCCAUACAACAUUCGUCUCCUAAUGGGAACGUCAGAUGUCACACUGAACAUAAGCCAUGUAACUAUCAGAAAUAUGGAGAGAAGCCAUAUAAACGUUAUCUCCAGUGUAUUAAAAAACAUGAAAGGAAUCACAAUGGAGAGAAACCCUAUGAAUGUAAGCAAUGUGGUAAAGCCUACAGAGAUCGCAGUUCCUUCAAAACACACGAAAGAAGUCACUCUGGAGAGAAACCCUAUGAAUGUAAGCAAUGUGGUAAAGCCUACAGAGAUCGCAGUUCCUUCAAAACACACGAAAGAAGUCACUCUGGAGAGAAACCCUAUGAAUGUAAAACAUGUAGGAAAGCAUUCGCUUGUCUCAGUUACCUUCGAAAACAUGAAAAGAUGCACACAGGAGAGAAACCCUAUGAAUGUAAGCAAUGUGGCAAAGCCUUCAAAUAUUGCAGUUCCUUACAGUCUCACAAAAUAAGUCACACAGGAGAGAAACGCUAUAAAUGUAAGGGAUGUGGUAAAGCUUACAGUGGUCUCACUGCCUUAAAAACACACCAAAGAAUUCACACAGAAGAGAAACCCUAUAAAUGUAAGGACUGUGGAUCAGCCUUUAGAUAUUACAGUUCUUUACAAAUACAUGAAAGGUCUCACACUGGAGAGAAACCCCAUGAAUGUAAAACAUGUGGAAAAGAGUUCAAUUAUCUUAAUAAUCUUCGAAGACAUGAAAGAGUUCACACAGGAGAGAAACUCUAUAAAUGUAAGCAAUGUGGUAAAUGUUACAGCGAUCACACUUCCUUCAAAACACACGAAAGAAAUCACAUGGGAGAAAAGCCCUAUGAAUGUAAAACAUGUAGUAAAGCAUUCGGUAGUCCCAGUUAUCUUCGAAAACAUGAAAGGAAUCACACUGAAGAGAAACCUUAUGAAUAUAGAUGACAUAGUAAAGCCAGAUAUGACACUUCCUUAGAGUCACAUGAGUGGAUUUACAUAGCAGAGGAACACUAUGAUUGUAAGCAAUGUGGUAAAGGUUAUAACAACCACACUUCCUUAAAAACACACAAAAGAAGUCACAUUGGAGAGGAACCCUAUGAAUGUAAAACAUGUGGAAAAGAGGUCACUUGUCUUAAUUAUCUUUGAAGACAUGAAAGGACUCACACAUGAGAGAAACCCUAAGAAUGUAAGCAAUGUGGUAAAGGUUAUAGUGAUCACACUUCCUUAAAAACACACGAAAGAAGUUACACUAGAGAGAAACAUUAGGAAUGUAAAACAUGUGGAAGAGUUCAGUUGUCUUAAUUAUCUUAGAAAGCAUGAAAGGACGCACACAGAAAAACCCUGUGAAUGUAAGCAAUGUGGCAAUGGUUACAGCGAUUUCACAUCUUUAAAAACACACAAAAGUAGUCACACUGGAGAGGAAAUUUAUGAAUGUAAAAUAUUUAGAAAAGUGUUCAGUUGUCUCAGUUAUUUUCAAAAACAUGAAAGGACUCACAGGAGAGGCACACCAUGAAUGUAAGCAAUGAGUUAAAGCUUUCCAUUCUCUACAAGGGUUUCAAAGACAUGAAAGAAAUCACACUAGAGAGAAACUAAAUGUAAAAAACGUGGGAAAGCUUCCAUUUUGCACACAAACAAUUGAACAGAAGUGAGCAUGCACUGUUCUAGCCCACCCUAAUUUUUUUUUCUAUGAGCCGAGUGGUAUCUAUACAAGCCCAAUGUUUUUCCCCAAUGGAAACACCAAAAAGGAAAGGGAAUGCAACUGUGAAGGCAAUCAUCCAAGUAUUAAUUUGAUUGUAUUAAGUGACCUGUAGGGAGAGGGUAUCACUUUGAGUAAUGAUCAUAAUUUAGUAUAAAAGGAGAUGUGGACCCAGCUGGUAUGGCUUAGUGGUUGGGCAUUGACCCAUGCAACGAGGUUGCCAGUUUGAUUCUCAGUCAGAGCACAUACUCAGGUUGUGAGUACGAUCCACAGUGGGGAGCAUGCAGGAGGCAGCCAAUCAACGUUGAUGUUUCUGUCUCAUUGAUGUUUCUAUCCCUCUCCCAGUCUAAAAAUCAAUAAAUUUUAAAUAAUAUAU
Molecule: messenger RNA, 2404 nt
Organism: Myotis daubentonii (Daubenton's bat)
Lineage: Eukaryota; Metazoa; Chordata; Mammalia; Chiroptera; Vespertilionidae
Biological process (GO): regulation of DNA-templated transcription
Cellular component (GO): nucleus
Source: RefSeq, a predicted model, not a curated record